Molecule: messenger RNA, 1929 nt
Organism: Ananas comosus (pineapple)
Lineage: Eukaryota; Viridiplantae; Streptophyta; Magnoliopsida; Poales; Bromeliaceae
Product: probable beta-1,3-galactosyltransferase 2
Exons: 11
Coding region: 343-1587 (414 amino acids)
Cellular component (GO): Golgi membrane
Molecular function (GO): hexosyltransferase activity
Source: RefSeq, a predicted model, not a curated record
AAGAGAGAGAGAGAUAGUGUGUAAAGGAGACGUUUUUGCAUCUUUUGAGCUCGUGAAGCAACUGCGAAAGAAGAAGAAGACGAUGACCCAUCUCCCCAAUCUCAGAAUCAAGCAGUGUUUCUCUCACUACUCACCAUUUUUGUGAUCUCUCUCUCUCUCUCUCUCUCUCUCUCUCUCUUUCUCUUUCUCUCUAUAUACCAUGAUCUCCACUUGAACUAGAGAUUAAUCUCUUUUUAGCAAAAAAAAACUCUAUAUGGGUAGUGGGGAUCAUAGAGCUCCUGUUGCUCUCCCCUGUUGAUUUCGGAAUAGAGGAGGAAUAAGGAGUAAAAGGAUUGGUGGGUGAUGAGUCUCAAAAGCAAGGGAUUUGUCGGCGGCGGCGGCGGUGGCGGCGGAGAGAUUCCGUGCCGAGGUGCGGUUUCGCGGAAAUGGGCCUUCUUGCUUUGCCUCGGGAGCUUUUGUUUAGGGCUUCUCUUCACCAAUAGGAUGUGGACAAUGCCCGAACCAAAAGAGGUUAUUAGGAGAAGUGCGAUCGAAGGGGAGAAGAUGAACGUGGUUCCCGGCGAUUGCAAUUUGAAAAGUAUUAGAGAAAAGCAAGAGCCUAGUGAUGUUCUAGGUGAAGUUUCAAGAACUCAUCAUGCUAUACAGUCACUGGAUAAAACAAUAUCAAACUUAGAAAUGGAAUUAGCAGCUGCAAGGGCCACACAGGAAUCAAUACUCAGCGGUUCUCCCUUAUCAGAUGACCUGAAGGACACCGAAUCAAAUGGAAGGCAAAAAUAUUUCAUGGUUGUAGGAAUAAAUACAGCGUUUAGUAGUCGCAAGAGAAGAGAUUCAGUUCGUGCUACUUGGCUGCCGCAAGGUGAAAAGCGAAAGAAGCUUGAGGAAGAGAAGGGUAUCAUUAUUCGAUUUGUCAUCGGUCACAGUGCUACGUCAGGAGGAAUAUUGGACAAGGCUAUCGAAGCAGAAGAUAGGAAACAUGGGGAUUUCAUGAGGCUGGAUCAUGUUGAAGGAUAUCUUGAAUUAUCAGCCAAGACCAAAAUAUAUUUUGCGACUGCUGUGUCUAUGUGGGACGCUGAGUUCUACAUCAAAGUCGACGAUGAUGUACAUGUUAAUAUCGCUACACUUGGAACUACCUUGGCUCGGCACCGUUCAAAGCCUCGUGUUUAUGUUGGGUGCAUGAAAUCCGGCCCAGUCCUAGCUCAAAAGGGGGUGAGGUAUCAUGAACCCGAAUAUUGGAAAUUCGGAGAACAAGGAAACAAGUACUUCCGCCAUGCUACUGGUCAGAUAUAUGCCGUUUCAAAAGAUUUGGCCGCAUACAUAUCCAUCAACAAGCACAUUCUUCACAGGUAUGCUAACGAGGACGUAUCAUUGGGAGCUUGGUUUAUCGGAUUAGACGUGGAGCAUAUUGAUGAUCGCAGGCUUUGUUGCGGUACUCCACCCGAUUGCGAGUGGAAAGCGCAGGCGGGCAACAUCUGCGUGGCUUCAUUUGACUGGAGCUGCAGCGGCAUCUGCAAAUCGGCAGAAAGGAUCAGAGAGGUUCAUCAGCGUUGCGGCGAAGGCGAGAACGCCUUGUGGAGCGCCACAUUCUAACCAGCAGAGUCCUUCGAAAUACAUACGAUAAGGAGCGCAAAAAGCCGGUCAAAUUGUACCUAUGUGAAUGUAUGUAAUGUAGCUGAUAUUAGAAGAGGAUUUUAUAUACUGGGUUUCUUUCAUAAGGGAUCCUUUUCCAUUUUCUGGUAGAAAAAAGAUCCCUAGCAAUGUAAGGAAAAAAACUGAGAGAGGGAAAUAUAUAUAUAUAUAUAUAGAGAGAGAGAGAGAGAGAGAGAGGGAGAGGGAGAGUUGAGUUCUCCCCCCUACAUUUUUUUACAUUUGUUGUAACUCUUGCUUAUGGGUUAGCAAGGCAAUAAUAAGUGCUAAUUUUCUCUUGAUGAA